Quercus lobata is the source of this 1335-nucleotide messenger RNA. Its product is annotated as inner centromere protein-like. Bases 1 to 1335 code for a protein of 444 amino acids. The record is from RefSeq and is a predicted model, not a curated record. NCBI's taxonomy places the organism in Eukaryota, Viridiplantae, Streptophyta, Magnoliopsida, Fagales, Fagaceae. The transcript has 2 exons.
AUGGAGAUACAAAGAAAACCCCAGAAAAGCUUGCUGGAGCUGAUGGAAGGUCAGCCGGGAAAGAAUGUACCUACAAAAACAAUACCAUCUCAGGCUUCAUCUCUUCCAGCUAGGUCUCCUCCUCCUACUCCUCGCCACCCUCCUCAGUCAUCCCCACAACCAGUGCUUCCCAACGCUGUUGAGCAGAAAAAACGCAAAGAACAGAAGGGCAAAGAGGUGGCGGAUACGAGUAAGUCUCGUCCCACUCGAGAGGAAAAUGUCCAACGAGCUGCAAAACAGCAGAAAACUAAGCACCAAGCCCCGCGGAGCCAUGAGAAAUUUGAUUCCCCACAUCCUGAGCCACAAGCAUGGUUGCCAGUACCUAUGCACGAUGGGGAGCCCCUACGAGAUGAUGCGUCUAUAAGGGACUUUAACGGCGGCAUUGGGUGUCACGUUGCCUCGGCCAUAGAGGAAGCCUUAUUGCUCCCGAAAGACAUGGCUGAGAUAAAGAAUAUGAGGAAGAAUGAACUCAUCCUCGACAACAAACGAUAUUUGGGAAUGCUAGAUGGCGAAAGGAAAAGACGGGCAAUGGCUGUACAGACUUUGGCCAAAUCUGAACAGGACUUGGCCGACGCAAGGAAAAAACUACAAGUCGAAGAAGAAGCUCGCAAGAGCGCUGAGUCAGCAUCAGAAGGCUACCAGAAGCAGGCCAAGGAACAAGCAAGGCUUCUGCGCGAGGCGAAUGCCGAGCUGAAGAAGACUCAAGAGCAAGCUCUUACUCUUAAGAAGCACCUAGAGGAAACUCACAAGCAAGCCGAGAAAGCGAGAAUCAACGCCGAACAGGUAAUGAACGAAGCCGAGCAGAGAGGCUACGAAAUUGGUAUAGCUGAAACUGAGAAGGCUUUGAGAGCCGAGGUUCCGGAGGUAUGCCGCAUCUAUUGUGCAAGAACUUGGAGCGAGGCUCUUAACCGUGCUGGGGUUAAAGCCUCAUCUGAGCUACGUAGGCCAGAGAACGUAUUCUAUCCCGAGGCGAUACGCCCCUUAGUUCUUCAACCCCGUCAGGCUGAUGCUCCUUCUCCAAUUAUUAACCUCAACGAGGAAGUUUUGCCUCGCAAUUCUCCUCCUCGUAGCCAACCGGGGCCAACUAAAGAGGGACUGGCCCCUCCAGGAGCUUCCCCAGACAAGAUCACCACCGCUUCAGAGGCAGAGACGGCUUCCUUGGGUUUUCAACAGGAAUUGGACUCCACAGUUCUACCAAUUGGGGGCAUUACCAAAGCCAAAGAUGGAAUCGCAACUUCGGAGGUAGACCUACCCGCCAGCCAGAUUCCACAGAUCCAGUUGAAAUUAAAAAAGUAG